This is a messenger RNA of Daucus carota subsp. sativus, 611 nucleotides long. RefSeq names its product light-harvesting complex-like protein OHP1, chloroplastic. The transcript is spliced from 3 exons. Bases 72 to 461 code for a protein of 129 amino acids. NCBI's taxonomy places the organism in Eukaryota, Viridiplantae, Streptophyta, Magnoliopsida, Apiales, Apiaceae. The record is from RefSeq and is a predicted model, not a curated record.
UCUCCAAAAACAUGGGUCCACACAAUCCAGAGUCAGCAGUGAGAUAGAUAAGGUUGUCUGGACUCUGGAGAAUGAAAGAACUGGCUAUAGUUUCUGCAACCACCCAGGCACACAAAAUGGCAACAUCUUCAGCACUUUCAUCUUCAUUUCUUCCAGCCCUUCAUCACUAUCCUAAGCAAAUCUCCACUCAUAAUCAUAUUGGCAAAACAUCACUGAACAAGAAAAAGCUACCAUCUUUCAGAAUUCAAGCUGCAAAGGUUCCUGCUGGGGUUGAAGUGCCUAAAGUGCAGCCUCAAUUUAAAGCCCCUUUUCUUGGAUUUACAAGAACUGCUGAGAUUUGGAACUCCAGAGCUUGUAUGAUAGGUCUUAUUGGAACCUUUUUUGUAGAGCUGAUAAUCCACAAGGGUAUACUUGAGGUGAUAGGAGUGGAGAUUGGGAAAGGCCUUGACCUUCCUCUUUGAAGAGGCACUGUUUAAGUUGCAUACAAUGAUACAAGAGCCUUGUAAAAUGCCUAUAUGACACAAUUGUUGAGAUUCUUAUUUGCAUCAAAUGUUUCCAUGUCCUGAUAUCUAAUACAUUUUUCAAGCUAAAUAUAGAUUUUUUUUCAUUUA